CAUUGGAAAUGUCUGCAAAUUUCUGUUUUCUGGUUACUUGUGUGGUCAAAAAAUUGGAGGCUGAAAUUUGGAUAUUACGUCAGUAUAUUAGAAGCAUUGACUCUAAGAUUUCCGAAGAUGACAAAAAGCAAUUUUAUGAGAUCAGUCUCAAGCGAUACAUAAACCUCUGCAUCAAAUACCAUCAAGCUAUUCUCAGCUCAAUAAGGAAUGUGAACAGCGCCAUUUCAUUCAUGAUGUUUCCGUUCAACAAUGUUAUUGCAGUUAUUGUUGGGAUGAAACUAUAUUUUCUUAUGGAGAGUACAGGCAGCUUAUAUAACAUCACCGAUGUCGGGUCAGCUUUCUUCACCUUUGCCAUCAUUUGCUUCAUGGGUCAAGGAUUAACAGAUGAGAGUGAACAAUUAUUCCACGACUUUACAAUGUGCAACUGGAUUGAAAAGCCUUAUUGGUUCAAAAAGAGUGUAACAAUAUGCAUGACUUGCUCUAUUCGGCUGUUGGGCCUCAGAACAGCUCUCUACACGAUAAACCUCACUAAUGUAGUAAAGGUGCUGCAGGCCACUUACUCUUACGUCAAUCUUUUAUGGAAGUUGAAAUGAAUGUAAAAAUGGUUCUUCUUUAACAAUUAAUAAGUCCAAUUCAAAAUAAUGUUUUGGAAAUUGGAAACAAUAAACACAUAUGUCUCAGAAGUCUCUUGGUUAAUUGAAUUUGAAAUUACCAUAAUCUUUCCUACAGCUAACAAGAGAAAAUAAUAUUGACUAGACUGUUUAAAUUCGAUAUGAGACUUACAGACUUUCAACACUUGUUUGAAACAGCAACCACCACUUCUCCCUGGCAUGAGCGAAAAAGACCAUUCAGGUUCAACAGUCUGUUACAAAUUGAAUUUAUCAAUUUCUAUAAAUAUUCAUUAAUUUUUAAAUUUGAAACCAUGAAUAAUAUUGAAAUCAGCCUAUAAAGAGCUGAAAACCCUAGGGUUAUUGAACAAAAUGUAAUCAAAAACUUUAUUAAAACA
This is a messenger RNA of Nilaparvata lugens (brown planthopper), 1006 nucleotides long. RefSeq lists its product as uncharacterized. NCBI's taxonomy places the organism in Eukaryota, Metazoa, Arthropoda, Insecta, Hemiptera, Delphacidae. Gene Ontology annotation, molecular function: odorant binding; olfactory receptor activity. The transcript has 5 exons. The record is from RefSeq and is a predicted model, not a curated record. The coding region runs from base 9 to 593 and encodes 194 amino acids. Gene Ontology annotation, cellular component: plasma membrane. Gene Ontology annotation, biological process: detection of chemical stimulus involved in sensory perception of smell; sensory perception of smell.